This is a messenger RNA of Uncinocarpus reesii 1704, 3423 nucleotides long. RefSeq names its product DNA polymerase gamma. Gene Ontology annotation, biological process: mitochondrial DNA replication. Bases 1 to 3423 code for a protein of 1140 amino acids. Gene Ontology annotation, cellular component: mitochondrion; gamma DNA polymerase complex. Gene Ontology annotation, molecular function: 3'-5' exonuclease activity; DNA binding; DNA-directed DNA polymerase activity. The transcript has 2 exons. The record is from RefSeq and is a predicted model, not a curated record. Lineage: Eukaryota; Fungi; Ascomycota; Eurotiomycetes; Onygenales; Onygenaceae.
AUGCUGGUGUCAACUGCCAGCACUUCGAGGGCUUUGAGAAGAGCCUCCCUCCAACUGCAGAGAACUCCGCUACUUUCGCGCAUUCGGCAAGCACCGCCCGCAUUAUCGAGGCGCUACUCUGCCGAAACAGCUCCAAAUGACGUCGGCAGCACAACGAAAAGAAGCUCUCUUGCAGUUCCGUCGACGGCGCGAUUCAAUGAGAUCGGUGUCCAACAGUUGAGCAGUCAUGUCCAUUCACAAAUAUUUCGUCGACCCCCGAACCCCCCGGACCCAGAACUAGUGGCCCUUUCAAAGGACCAUCUAUCGCGCCAUGAACUCCUUGGAAAAGCGCAAGAUGGUUCUCCUCCUAUCGCGUUUGACUUGCCUCGCCUGGAAGGCGAGUCUCUUGACGAGCAUUUUCACAGGCUAGGCAUGGACGCAUCUGCGCCGUAUCUGGAUUUCGCAAAGGAGUAUAUGUCUAUUCAUCUUCCAGCUGCACCGCGGAAAUGGAAUCGGAGGAGCGGAUGGACGAAAUACAACGCCGACGGCACCAUAGAAGCCGUUCAAGCGCCCGAUGAAACCAUGUUGACGUUUGACACGGAGGUUAUGUGGAAAGAUAACCCUUUCGCUGUUAUGGCUUGUGCGGCAAGUCCUACGGCGUGGUACGCUUGGCUCUCUCCGUGGCUCCUUGGGGAAUCAGAGGAUUGUCAGCAUCUAGUUCCUUUGGGCGACCCUUCCCAGUCUCGAGUUAUUAUUGGGCACAAUAUUGGCUUUGACCGGGCUAGGGUACUUGAAGAAUAUGAUCUGAAACAAUCGCGCAACUUCUUUCUUGACACAAUGUCCCUACAUGUGGCGGUUAAUGGAAUGUGCUCGCAGCAAAGACCAACUUGGAUGCGACAUAAGAAGAAUCGCGACCUAAGAGAUAAAAUAGCUCGGCAAGCGGACUCUCUUGAACUUGCCCAGCUCCUGGAAAAUAAGGCUUUGAGUGAAGAAGAGGAGGAAUUAUGGGUGGGAAGAAGCUCGAUUAAUUCGCUACGAGACGUGGCCAAAUUUCAUUGUAAUAUCACUAUCGACAAAGCCCAGAGAGACUACUUCGGUGAACUUGAUAGAGAGGGCAUUCGUGCGCGGCUAGACGAACUCCUUGAUUAUUGUGCCGCGGACGUCUCAAUCACCCAUCGUGUGUAUCGCAAAGUCUUUCCAAAUUUCCUCGAGACCUGCCCACACCCAGUAAGCUUCGGGGCUUUACGACAUCUUUCCACGGUCAUCUUGCCAGUUAACGAGACCUGGGCGCAAUAUCUUAAGAGUGCUGAAGAAACGUAUAAUACCCGGUUAAACGAUGUCCAAAAAAGAUUAGAGGAGCUAUGUCAAGUUGCUGUCGAAGCGAAAGAUAAACCUGAGGUAUACAACAAUGACCCCUGGCUGCGCCAACUCGAUUGGUCUGGUCAAGAAAUCAAAAUGGUGAAAGGAAAGAAGAAGGGCGAUCCUCCUCGUCCUGCUGCACGACAAAAACUGCCUGGGAUGCCGAAAUGGUAUAAAGAUCUUUUCCCCAAAGCUAAUGCCCCUAUGAAUCUAUCUGUGCGCACCCGGAUUGCGCCGCUACUGCUGAAGCUUGCCUGGGACGGAUAUCCGCUAGUGUGGUCCGAUAAGUAUGGAUGGACGUUUCAAGUUCCCAAAACUGAGGUCCAUAAAUACGAGCACCAACCUGUUGUACAAUGUGAUAUGAUGGAAGAAAAGAGUGAAGCCCUAAAGUCCGAUACGCAACAUGUCUACUACAAGUUGCCACACAAAGAUGGGCCAGAUGCGCGUUGUGCAAGCCCUGUCGCGAAGGGUUACUUGCAAUAUUUCGAAGGUGGGAAGCUGUCGUCCCAAUUCGCGUUAGCCAAAGAAGCAUUGGAAAUGAAUGCGUCUUGUUCCUACUGGAUAAGCGCUAGGGAUCGAAUCGCUAGGCAAAUCGUUGUUUAUGAUAAAGACGUGCGUCGGCUAUCGGGAGACGAAAUUCCGCAAAACCGGUCAUCGCAUCUCGGAUUCAUAUUGCCUCAAAUCAUCCCGAUGGGAACAAUCACCCGCAGAGCUGUCGAGAAUACCUGGCUAACUGCUAGCAAUGCGAAGGCCAACCGUGUGGGCUCUGAGCUCAAGGCCAUGGUCAAAGCUCCUCCAGGCUAUGCUUUCGUUGGUGCCGACGUAGACUCCGAAGAGCUUUGGAUCGCUAGUCUUGUUGGUGACGCACAGUUCCAAAUCCAUGGGGGCAAUGCGAUUGGUUUUAUGACUUUAGAGGGCACCAAAGCCGCUGGGACUGACCUGCACUCUAAGACCGCGAAAAUCUUAGGUAUCUCUCGAAACAACGCCAAAGUGUUUAACUACGGCCGAAUAUAUGGCGCUGGGCUCAAGUUUGCUGCCACUCUGCUGCGACAAUUCAACCCUUCAAUAUCCGAGGAGGAAACCAAAUUGAUCGCAUCUAAUCUUUACAGGGAGACAAAAGGUACGCGGACGAUGCGCAAAAUGAUAAGUGAAUCGCCAUUCUGGAGAGGCGGCACCGAGUCCUUCGUAUUUAAUAAACUAGAGGAGUUUGCGGACCAGGAGAGGCCUCGAACCCCGGUCCUAGGCGCCGGAAUCACUGAGGCUCUUAUGCGGCGGUUCAUUAACAAAGGCAGUUUUAUGACUUCACGCAUUAAUUGGGCGAUUCAGUCAUCUGGCGUCGAUUACCUUCACUUGCUCAUUGUGUCCAUGGACUUUUUGAUUCGCCGUUUUAAUAUUGACGCGCGCCUGGCGAUCAGUGUUCACGAUGAAAUCAGAUAUCUUGUUAAAGAGGAGGAUAAAUAUAGAGCCGCCAUGGCGUUACAGGUUGCGAAUGUCUGGACUCGGGCUAUGUUCUCCCAGCAAAUGGGCAUCGAUGAUCUACCUCAGUCCUGCGCGUAUUUCUCGGCCGUCGAUAUUGAUCAUGUAUUGAGGAAAGAAGUCGAUAUGGAUUGCGUUACCCCCUCGCAUCCACAAAAGAUCCCACCAGGUGAAAGCGUCGAUAUCGAACAGUUACUCCUAAAAGGUGAAAGGGCUUUCCUAGAUCCCGCUAUCAAACCGGUUAUUCCGCCAGCCCCAGAGAAAUACACAUACAUACCACGACAAACAGUCAUGUCCUCACUCGAAAGCUCCCAGAACACGGCCUACAUUAAAGCGCAGAUUGUUAGCGACGACAAAGAACUCCGGGGAAUCAUCAGGGAACUAUACAAAACUAAGGCUGCCACGCCCGGAUCUAAAGCGGCUACAACAUCGGGUCGAAAACGGGGGGCUUCGAAGGAACCCUCGUACGCUGAAUCCCAACGCGUUGUCCUUAUGGAAGUAGGACCUAAGCUUCUCGAAAGCUUCAAUGGACCGGCAAAUUUGACCAAACCGCCGCAAUUCUCAAGCAAUCGCUACGGGUGGAAACCAAAAGUAUCGCCUUCUCCAUAA